AAAUAUCAAAAAUUGAACUAUUCAUUUCUAGGCUGUAGGUCGAUUGGGAGGUCAAACAAUGUAUCAAGAGUGUCAAGGGUUAAAGGUGAAAAUCUUGGACCAGUCUAAUCAGGAAAUUAUGUUGGAAAUCAAACAAUCACUGGAAGAGUUGAAAGAACUGAAACUAACAAUGGAAAUUUUGAAAGACCCAAUACCAUGGAACAUUAAAGAGCUGUUAAAAAAACAAAUAGAAGACUGGGAAAAGAAAGAUAAGAUGUUUGUGUCUACAAGAGCCAGUGAUUAUGUCAUGGAACAGUUAGAGGACAACAGUUGCCUGACUAUAACCGCUCCAUCAGGAGUAGGAAAAUCAUUUAUUGCAAGACACACAGCACUUGUUUUAAAGAAGGAAGGAUACAAUAUAAUACCAGUGUACUCACCAACAGACAUUAGAGAUUAUUAUCAGCCUGGUAAACAGACUGUCUUCAUUGUAGAUGAUAUUUGUGGAAAUUUUAAUGCCAAUCAACAACAGAUUGAUAACUGGAAACAACUGUUACCUGUGAUUAAAACAAUAAUGGCAGACAAAUGUUGUAAGAUUAUUGUAUCUUGUAGAUUACAAGUCUAUAAAGAUGAAAAGUUUAAUAUAUUAUCACCUUUUAAAUCCUGUGAAUGUAAUUUAAUAUCAGAUAAGUUAUGUCUUACAUCUGUAGAGAAAACAAAUAUAGCAAAAACCUAUAUUGGUACAAGCAUGACAGAUAUUGAUGAUUUAUCUUCUAAAUGUGAUUUUUUCCCACUCUUAUGUUCCUUAUAUCAUGAAAAAGAAGAUGUAGAUGUCAAAGAGUAUUUCAAAAAUCCUUUUGAUGUCUAUAAACGUGAGCUAGACAGGUUAAGUCAGCAUGGUGAUGAAGGGAACUAUAAAAUAUGUAGUCUGGCUUUAUGUGUUCUCUUUAAUAAUCAGCUAAAUGAGAAAUGGUUCCAAGAUAAAAUGACAGAUGAACAACGACAGAUCAUAAAAGACACAUGUGAGGCUUGUGAGUUCAACAGUAUACCAAAGGCAAAACUAAAGAAAUCACUUGACACUCUAGAUGGUACAUUUAUCUGUAAACAGAAUGGUAUUUAUAGAACUCUACAUGAUAAACUGUUUGACUUUCUUGCUCAUUACUUUGGUAAGAAAAUGAUAGAAUGUUUAAUACACCAUGGUGAUAGUGAUUUAGUACAUGAACGUUUUAUCUGGCAGAAGUCACCAGAUGACAAGAACAGUAAUAUAGACUUCAUUAUUGAAAUACCAGAUGACUAUUUAGAAUCAUAUUUAGAAAGGUUUAUAAAGGACUGGUCAGAAGGAAAGGUGACAUUCGUAUUCAGUAACAUUAAUAUGAACGUAUCAUCAUUCAGACAAAAGUUAAAACAGUACUUACUACAACUAGAUAAAUCACAACAAGUAAUAUUAGCCAGUACCAAGGAUACAGUGAGACCUAAAGAGGAGUAUGGAUCAGGUACUACUCCACUGAUAUGGAACUGUUAUGAUGGUUAUACUGAUAUGGUACAGUGGAUGUUACAUAAUGAUGUGGAUGUUGAUCAGUGUAGAGAUGAUAGGAUUACUGGACUGUUCAUGGCAAGUCAGCAAGGACAUACUGAUAUAGUAAAGUUACUGUUAGAGAAGAAUCCUAAUAUUGAUCUAUGUAACAAGGAUGGCUGUAGUCCUCUGUACAGGGCAAGUACUGAAGGACAUACUGACAUAGUAAAGUUACUGUUAGAGAAGAAUCCUAAUAUUGAUCUAUGUAACAAGGAUGGCUGUAGUCCUCUGUACAGGGCAAGUCGGGAUGGUCAUACUGACAUAGUAAAGUUACUGUUAGAGAAGAAUCCUAAUGUUGAUCUAUGUAACAAGGAUGGCUGGAGUCCUCUGUACUGGGCAAGUACUGGUGGACAUACUGACAUAGUCAAGUUACUGUUAGAGAAGAAUCCUAAUGUUGAUCUAUGUAACAAGAAUGGCUGUAGUCCUCUGUACAAGGCAAGUCAGGUAGGACAUACUGAUAUAGUAAAGUUACUGUUAGAGAGGAAUCCUAAUGUUGAUCUAUGUGACAAGGAUGGCUGUAGUCCUCUGUACAAUGCAAGUUAUAAUGGACAUACUGAUAUAGUUAAGUUACUGUUAGAGAAGAAUCCUAAUGUUGAUCUAUGUGACAAGGAUGGCUUUAGUCCUCUGCACAGGGCAAGUGGUAAUGGACAUACUGAUAUAGUAAAGUUACUGUUAGAGAAGAAUCCUAAUGUUAAUCUAUGUGACAAGAAUGGCUGUAGUCCUCUGUUAUGUGCAAGUAGUAAUGGACAUACUGAAAUAGUAAAGUUACUGUUGGAGAAGAAUCCCAAUGUUGAUCUAUGUGACAAAGAAGGUUUUACACCACUGAUCAGUUCAUGUAGUAGAAAUCACAUCAGUAUAAUACAGCUAUUAAUGAAACAUAAACCAGACAUCAAAGCCCAGACGGAUGAUGGAGGUAAUGCUUUAUAUUUCAGUGCACUGAACGGAAACCUAGAAAUAACAAAGUUACUAUUAGAGAACAAUGCUGACUGUAAUAUCUGUAUGCAUAGUAAACAGUCUAUAGCAGAUACAUAUAAUAACCGUCUGGAUUACACCUUAGAUAAAGAAAGACAGGAAUGGUUUGACUUUCUCUUAAAAAAGGCUUCAUCAAAUAUUCGAGAUUACAUCAGUGAUAUGUCAGUAGGUUAUGGGUUUAAUGUAGUAGUUAGUUCUUCUCCAUUACAUAUAGCCUGUUUUAUGGGUAGGACAGAUGUAGUCAAUUGUCUUCUCAAAUACCAUGUUAACAUCAAUAUGACAAAAGAAGAUGGAACAACUCCAUUAUUUUAUGCAUGUGAAGUAGGACAUGAAGAUAUUGUACGUUUAUUGUUAGAUAAAGGAGCAGAUACAAAGAUAUAUAGACUAGAUGGAAAAUCCCCGUUAAACAUCGCAACAGAUAAUGGACAUACAUCUAUAGUAAUGAUGUUAAAAAUCGCACAAAGAAAGAAGAAAGUUAAACUUUCUUCUUAACUCUUGUUCUUUUGUCAUACAACAUUUUACUGUAUUAUUGGUAGGAUAGGUGUAGUCCGUUGUCUUCUGAACCACACUGCCAACAUAAACAUGACAAAAGAAGAUGGAACAACUCCAUUAUGUUUUGCAUGCGAAGUGGGACAUGAGCAUAUUUUACGUUUAUUGUAAGAUAGUGCAGUUAUAUAUAGCGGUAUGGGCUUUGCUCAUUGUUAAAGGUCGUAUUGUGACCUAUAGUUGUUAAUUUCUGUGUCAUUUGGUCUCUUGUGAAGAGUUGUUUCAUUGUCAAUCAUACCACAUUUUCUUUUUGUAUGUAUACAAAUAUAGUCUACCAUUUUAUUUGUAUUGUUAUGUAGAGUCGUGUUUUCUCUUGUAUAACAUUUUACUGAUUGUACUUUUAUGUACUGUAUACAAAUAUAGCCUACCAUUUUAUUUGUAUUGUUAUAAAUGUUUGUUCGUGUUUUCUCUUGUGUAUGUAUUCCUUUCUAUAUUUUUGCUAACAUGACAAACCCCUAUAUUGUUUGUUUUGUUCGGAUGUUUGGGAACUGUAUAAUAAAGAAAUAAUAUUGUAUCACAGCAUGUCUGAAAGGCCAUGUAAGAUAUUGGGUCCAUUGUCUGUUUGUCUUUCCGUCUAUUGCUUUUCAGCUUUUGAAAGAUGAUUUUAUUUGAAACCUUGAAUGAGUUUUUAAAUAAUGGUGUAUGCAUUUUUAUGCGACCACAACAAAAUUUGUGGUCGUAUAAUGGUAUUACGUCGUCAUGGUCUGAUGAAUUUUGAAUUACCUCACUUACACUGCUGUUAAAUUAUGUAUAAAGAAUUUUUGUAUUGUUUUGAGGUGAUUAGCUGUCAAUUCAUUUUUAGAAUAUACUAUUUUAAUAAGUUAAAAUUGCUGAUUAAGGUAAAUUAAUUUUAGCUAUGAUUAUGAAUGUCAUUUUCUAUUUCAAGACUUUUAUGAUGUAUUUAAAUGGGUUUUUAUGGUUGCAAACUUCAUUGUAAAUUUGAAUUGAAAUUAUGACCAUAACUGACGGAAAGAAGUUUAUUUUUGAUAAAUUCAAAUCAUAUAACCAAUUCUAAGCUCUUUGACUACAGUUAUUCUGUGUCAGAAACCUAUUAUGUGUCAAAUAUUGAAUUACAAUCCAAAUUCAGAUCUGUAUCAAGCGCGAAUAUUGUGUCCAUUUUUGCCCCAACUGUUCAGGGCUGGACCUCUGUGGUCGUAUCCAGCUGCGCUCGGCAAUUUAUUUCUUCUGGUUUAAACAUUCAAAAUUUAUAUUCGUAUGAUUGAUUUAAAGAUGUUUAUUCUUUUUUCUUAGGUAAGUUUAAGUUUUUAUAUUGGUGAAAUAGUACUGACAAAGAUAAUACUAAAUAUAUUGUUUUUGUUUCAAGUCUUAUAACUAGCUUGGUAUUAAACAUGAUUGAAACUCUCAAAAGGAUCAGAGGCAAAAUUGCACUAAAAAUAAUGAGUAAAGCAGGAAAGACUUUUUAGUGUGUGCACUCUUGUUUCAAAUUCUUUGAUCUCCCCUGGAAGUUAUGAAAGUAAUAGACUGAAUGCUGUGUAUAACCACUCUGCUUCAAAAAAAGUAUGAUACUUAC
This is a messenger RNA of Mytilus trossulus (common blue mussel), 4598 nucleotides long. Its product is annotated as ankyrin-1-like. The transcript has 2 exons. Gene Ontology annotation, molecular function: protein binding. NCBI's taxonomy places the organism in Eukaryota, Metazoa, Mollusca, Bivalvia, Mytilida, Mytilidae. Bases 59 to 3013 code for a protein of 984 amino acids. The record is from RefSeq and is a predicted model, not a curated record.